AUGUCAAGUCGUUUCGGCUUUCACACAAAUCAUUUUGGAAUAUCGGAAGAAGAACUUGAUUAUGAUGAAAACGAUCCUUCCUGGUUCGAUACAUCACCAGGUGCAAAUAUCUUCUAUGGUAGAUAUGAGUCGGCGAAGCCAUUUGUCAAAAAACUACAUCAUCAGCAACGAGUAUUUCUGGAAGAAAAGUUAGAAGAACGGAGAGAAUUACGUCAAGCAAUACGUGAAAGAUUUUUGCAUGAUUUUGAUGAAAAGCUAAAACAACAUAUGGCGAAGUUUCAGCCAAAGCCUCGGGAACGACUAAUAUUGGAUUUAUUUCUUUCACAACAGAAGAAAGAACUAGAAGAAUCAUUCAGGGAAAGACUAAACGCAAAUCAUGAUCCUGAAUCAAAAUCCAAUCUUGGUGCAUUAAAAGAUUCCAGUACUUUCAUAUCACAUCAUUCAGUGUCUAAACCUGCAGUACCAGUCGAAUCGACUUCUAUCAAGUCAAAAUCUCGGCUACCAACAGAAGCUUCUACCUUGGUCUAUUCCUCAAAAUCAACUGCUGUUAUCGAUAUAGGAACAUCAUACAUGUCAUCAACAUCAUCUUCAGUGACUGUUGCUAAUCUAGCACCAACUUUCAAUGCAAUUCCUGCAGUUGUUAAUCGAAUAAAUCCAAAGACCACUUCAUCAUUUCCUGCAUACGUUACUUCGGCAUGUGCAACACCGAAAAUUCAACAGCAGUCUGAUAAUUCUGCUGCAUUUGUUUUUUGUCCACAAAAAACAAGCACACCUAUCUUCUCAUCCGAAACAUUGAAAAAUGGCCAUGCAACGCUUACGAGGACGGAUUCAAUCUCUUCAUGCAGAUCUUCAGCUUCAAGGAGUACUUCUUGGCCCUUGCAACAGAUUGUAGAGGAACAGCCUCAGUCAAGCGAAGCAAGUACUAUUGUUGCGGCUAAACAAAAUGAAUCGAUAACGCAAUCUUUGUCAAAGGUAAAAUCUCUAGCUGUAAGCAGCGGAACUUCUGAUGAUUCAAAUACUAAAAGUCCGAAUCACUCGCAUCAAAUUUACGGAUAUGAGAUAGCUUUCGCAAGGGCUUUCAUGGCAAAUCUAGCUGAUAUACCAGAUUCUGUCAAAAAUGAAUUGAAAUGUACGAUAAAGGAAAAGAUUUCGAUAUCAACAAAGAAAUUUGCAAAACGAAAUGACAUUGCUCAAAUUGUUCGUUUCUUUAAUAAUUUGCUUAAUGGUUUAACAGUUUAUGGUUUUAAUGGCAAAAUGAUCAACUUAAAAGAUGACGAGUUGGCUCGUGAUUGGGCUAUGGUUCAUAUCAUUGACACAUAUCUGGAUCUUAUUCCACAGGAUAUAAGUCUGUUGAAAGUAGUGGCUGCUGUUCUGUCAUCGCUAACUUUAUCAUCAAUUGCUUUCUCGAAAUUACUCUAUGGCAAAUUGUUUAUUGCAUCGCCGCUUUUGGCAGUCAAUCAUAAUGAAUGCUUAAAGUGCAUUCUGGAUCUAAAAAAGCGUUCCGAAAGAUUUGCUGAAACGAUAGUAGCAUGGCGUUGUCGUGAAAUUGCUAUUAUAAAUUUAUUUAUUGCUUUGAAGAUGUCCAAUGUAAGUGUUGAUCUCCAAGCAACACCAGAAAGUAAUGGCUUAGGAUUAAUGUGGAAAAUGAUCGCUAUAACAAUUGCGGAUAGUUCUGCCUUCGGUGCUAUACUAGUAACAGAGAUUUUAAAGCAGCAUUGGAAUGUGAUGCAUAAAGUCUAUGGUAGACAAAUGGAGAAGCUAAUAAUUCUAAUUGACAAGUCAGUUCUACCGCAGUGGAGAGUUUCAAUCCAAAAAAUAGCACCGGACAGUUCGGAAAUGAAUAAAGCUGUCCAAAAUGUUACGGAAAACUAUUUGACAGCAUUAAAAUUUACUAUUGAUGAUUGUUUGUCAUCAUUUCGUUCAUAA
Molecule: messenger RNA, 1926 nt
Organism: Brugia malayi
Lineage: Eukaryota; Metazoa; Nematoda; Chromadorea; Rhabditida; Onchocercidae
Exons: 9
Coding region: 1-1926 (641 amino acids)
Biological process (GO): poly(A)+ mRNA export from nucleus
Cellular component (GO): nuclear pore
Source: RefSeq, a predicted model, not a curated record